UUUGGUCAGGGGAGCAAAAGGGACUAUAAAUAUGCAGCGCAUGUAAACACGUUGGAUUGUACACUGGGUCUAGCUGUCCUCACAAUUCUCCAGGUGGGGCAUUUUCAGUGGACUUUGUGCUCACCAUGUCAGAGGGAAACGGCAGCACAGUGACUGAGUUUGACAUCGUGGGCUUCCCUGGACUCCACCCCGAGUACUACGGCCUGGCGUCCGCAGUCAUGUUCCUGGUGUACGUCUGCACUCUGCUGGGAAAUGCGGUCUUUCUCCUGCUGUUCGCCAAGGACCACAGUCUCCACAAACCCAUGUACCUCAUCAUUCUGAACUUGGUCGUGCUGGACCUUCUGUUCAGCACCACCACUCUGCCCAAGAUCAUUGCCAGGUACUGGUUUCGGGCAGGAGCCAUUUCAUUCAUGGCCUGCUUCGUCCAGAUGUUCUUUGUGCACUAUUUCGGAACUAUAGUUUCCGUUAUACUGUUGUUGAUGGCUCUGGAUCGGUACGUGGCGAUAUGCCACCCUCUCAGGUACCCCAUGAUCAUGACGAACUUCAACCUGUGCGUUCUCUGCGCCACCGCCUGGACUAUCUCAAUGCCCGCUUGCCUGAUGAUGGUGAUCAGGGCCUACCCAUUGCCUUACUGCGCCUCGAACAAGAUAGAGCAGUGCUACUGCGAUCACAUCGCAAUCACAACGCUGGCGUGCACCGACAGGGCUCCAUAUGGCUUCCCGGCCUUCAUCCUCGCCAUGCUGGGGCUGCUGGGGCCCCUGGCCUUCAUCGUGUUCUCCUACGGCUCCAUCGUGGUGGCCGUGCUCCAGAUCGCCAGCACCGAGGGCCGCCUCAAAAUGCUGUCCACCUGCAGCGCCCAGCUCAUCAUCAUCGCCCUCUACUACCUGCCCCGGUGCUUCGUCUACCUGGCCAGCAACGUGGGCAUCAGGUUCAGCAAGGACCUGCGCAUCGUCAUCAUCAUGCUGUACAGCCUGCUCCCGCCCAUGAUAAACCCGCUCAUAUACUGCUUGAGGACUAAUGAAUUUAAAGUUAGCUUGGUAAAAAUAUUUAAGAGAGCUAAUGUUGAUGUUUUCAAAGGGGUGGCCUAGGGAACCAACACGACGGCAAGAACACACAAAUUAUUUUUCUUAUUCUACACUGACAGUGCUGGUCUACCAGCCGUGCUUGUGCCUUAAAGUGUCCCUUGUGCAAGGAAAUGUCUCACAAUGAUUAGAACUGACUUUGCUCUUGAAAACAUACAACGUAUUUAAUCAGGGCUAGUGAAUGCUCAUUCUGGUGGCAUAAGAAAGAAAGCAUAACCGUUUGGAGGAAAAGUUUUAGAAUACAGUUUGUUCACUGUCGUUUUAAAGCACGGUUGGUGUCCGCAUCUGUAGCAUUCGGUCCGGUGGAACGGAUUUUUUUCUCGGUCGCGCCUGUUGGUGGAGAGAGCACACGCACCUGGGCCGCGUUAGCUAACGCAGCCCAGGUGCUUAAAGGUGUGUGUUCCUCUCCACAGUACGGGGCCUGAAACCGUGAGCAUACACAGAGAGAGCGAGUCUGUUUGAGUUUCAUCUCUCCCCCAGAGAAAUACGAAGAAAGAGAAUGGUCAGCUGAAAAGUUGGCCAGCUGA
Anguilla anguilla (European eel) is the source of this 1609-nucleotide messenger RNA. RefSeq names its product olfactory receptor 2AT4-like. Gene Ontology annotation, cellular component: membrane. Gene Ontology annotation, biological process: G protein-coupled receptor signaling pathway. Lineage: Eukaryota; Metazoa; Chordata; Actinopteri; Anguilliformes; Anguillidae. The record is from RefSeq and is a predicted model, not a curated record. The transcript has 2 exons. Gene Ontology annotation, molecular function: G protein-coupled receptor activity; olfactory receptor activity. The coding region runs from base 126 to 1088 and encodes 320 amino acids.